GGUGAGAGUAUUGGUAGUCUAGCAAUAGCUCAUUGUGUGGACUUAAGUCUCUUGUACUCUUUCACUAGGCGUUAUAAUAAAUCAUGAUCAAAACUGUGGCAAGAUAAACCCAGCGCUAUUAUUCCUGCCACUUGACUGUCGUCAUGCAGUGAGUCUGGUUUCGUGUUCUAUAUUUACAUAAUCGACCCGUGGUGGCAAGUGAAGGUAGUGUGAUUUGGUCAAUAGGUACGCGGGCUCUCGUCGGGAGAGGGAGAGUGAUUUGGUCUUGAGGCCUUAAACAACAUGGCGCCUGAUACUAUUGAAAUGUGUUGAUAACAGUACAAGCGGAUAUCUACAGUUCGAUGGCGUCCCGUGUUCGAUAAUGUAAAGAGCUGAUAAGAAAUUGACUGGGCACUUAGACGGCGGAACAAAAGAUGGAUCAAUCAGGUGAAGUAUCGGUGGGGCGGGGAGAAACUUUACUGAGGCAACAACCGUCUACAACGACGACUCCAUUUUCAGGACACAAUCGAGACGGUGACGGCGGUGAUCCACACCCUCCCGUCAAACAUGGUAGCUUUAAAUCAAGUGCCACGAGUGAACGAAGCGGUCACGUGUCAAGCGACAGCUCCCCCGAAGACGGUGACGACUCCUGGGGGAUGGUAAAAGUGAAAGGGGGCGACAGAAGAACUGAGUUGCCCAAAAUGCCUCCCAAAAUGCUUCCAAAUUUUGGCGAACAUCCUGUCAAGAAGGUCCGCAAGUGGAACAAGGCUGCCGAAAGAAAGCUGGAGAUGGAUGUGGAGUCUCUGACCCAGGAACUCAAAACCAAAACUUCAAAAUUGGAUAAGGGCAUUCAGAGCGUGGAGGAUGAACUACGAGACUUGGACCUGGAAAAGAGUUAUACACCACGUUAUAGUGAAAUGGCGUCUUGUUGUACCUAUAGUCAAAGGUCAAGUGUGACCUUACCCGACAUUCCAUGCAGCAGACGUCACAGCAGCACCAGACGACAAAGAAGCGGCCAUCGGUGUACAUACAACCCGUUGAAAUCUAAGCAGAAAUGCCACCAUUUCCCCUGCGCCCUCCCCAAGACGUACCACACGAUUGGCUAUCGUGGGGAUCCUGGGACUACCUCAUGGAUGACGUGGGAAGACAUUAAGCAGAGCUGGGACGUGCCGAAUCUGGUCGACAACAUUUCCACGUCCGUCCAUGACGUCAGUGUUUCCCCAAGAAUAUUGACGAUGAGGAAGGAGAACAGAUUACGGCGGGUAAUAGAACGCCGGAAGUGUAUUAACGAUAUGCAUCGGCCGCAAAGCUGGGAGACCAACUAUGGUCAGCCGACUUCUUUCAAACAACUGAAAUAUCCUGUCCGCCUCUACUCCAUCUCCAACUGAUUGUGAGGAAAGAUAGGCGGAGUUGGAGUGGAACUCGAAGUCGUGGGAACCACCGAGAAUGUGUUAUUUGUUCGAGACAAGCGGAGUGCCGAUAUUUUACCCCAACGGCGAUAAGGAUGCUUUGACAUGAUCACAUGUUACUUCGUACUUUUAUCGAGUUCGUUAAAUUCGUAUAAGCGAGUUUUCACUUUGUGUUUUUUUAUUUGUUGAUUAAAUUAAUGUCCAUGGAGAAUCGACUCGCAGAUCGA
Molecule: messenger RNA, 1615 nt
Organism: Haliotis rufescens (red abalone)
Lineage: Eukaryota; Metazoa; Mollusca; Gastropoda; Lepetellida; Haliotidae
Exons: 1
Coding region: 414-1367 (317 amino acids)
Source: RefSeq, a predicted model, not a curated record